Carassius gibelio (silver crucian carp) is the source of this 2620-nucleotide messenger RNA. Its product is annotated as orexin receptor type 2-like. Bases 1 to 1269 code for a protein of 422 amino acids. Gene Ontology annotation, cellular component: membrane. Gene Ontology annotation, molecular function: orexin receptor activity. NCBI's taxonomy places the organism in Eukaryota, Metazoa, Chordata, Actinopteri, Cypriniformes, Cyprinidae. The record is from RefSeq and is a predicted model, not a curated record. The transcript is spliced from 7 exons. Gene Ontology annotation, biological process: G protein-coupled receptor signaling pathway; feeding behavior; circadian sleep/wake cycle process.
AUGUCUGGGAUCACCGCUAAUGAAGCUUGUAAUGACUGUUUAACAUCAGCGCAGCAUCCGAACUCCACGGACAUUUACUCCCAUUCGCAUAUUGAUGAAGACGAUGAACUUCUCAAGUACAUCUGGAGGGAAUAUUUGCAUCCUAAACAAUACGAAUGGGUGCUCAUAGUUGGAUAUAUCAUGGUUUUCCUCGUCUCUCUGGUCGGAAACACAUUGGUUUGUUUUGCAGUUUGGAAAAACCAUCACAUGCGCACAGUGACCAACUACUUCAUAGUGAACCUGUCCUUCGCAGACAUCCUGGUCACAAUCACAUGUCUUCCUGCGAGUCUUGUGGUGGACAUCACAGAAACCUGGUUCUUCGGACAGACCCUGUGCAAGAUACUACCUUACUUACAGACAAUCUCUGUGUCUGUAUCAGUUCUGACACUGAGCUGCAUAGCCCAAGAUCGCUGGUAUGCUAUCUGCCACCCCCUUAAGUUCAAGAGUACUGCCAAAAGAGCCCGCAAGAGUAUCGUUCUGAUCUGGCUGGUUUCCUGCGUGAUCAUGAUUCCACAAGCCAUAGUCAUGGAAUGCAGCAGUCUGCUCCCAGAGCUCACCAACAAAACCAGUCUGUUCACCGUGUGUGAUGAACAGUGGGCAGAUGAAAUCUACCCUAAAGUCUACCACACCUGCUUCUUUAUUGUCACUUAUUUUGCUCCCUUAUGUUUGAUGGUCCUGGCAUACAUUCAAAUCUGUCAUAAACUCUGGUGUCAACAGAUUCCUGGAACCUCAUCAGUGCUUCAAAGGAAAUGGAAGUCGCUGCAGUGUUCCGCCCAUGCUGUAGGUUCAGGAGAGUCAGUGAAAGUGAGAACUAGCACAGUCUCAGCAGAGAUCAAACAGGUGAAAGCCCGACGGAAGACGGCACGCAUGCUGAUGGUGGUGCUGUUCGUGUUUGCACUCUGUUACCUUCCCAUCAGUGUUCUCAACAUCAUGAAGAGAGUAUUUGGCGCUUUUAAGAACACAGACAACAGAGAGACUGUCUAUGCCUGGUUCACAUUCUCACACUGGCUUAUAUACGCCAACAGUGCCGCCAAUCCAAUUAUCUACAAUUUCCUCAGUGGUAAAUUUCGAGAGGAGUUCAAAGCAGCAUUCAUCUGUCAUUGCUCCGGUAGAGAUGAGACACGCAAGGAAAGAGUCAGAGUGAGAACCAGUACAGAUAGCCGCAAAUCACUGUCUACCCAAGUAAACCAUUUUGACAACAUCUCCAGGAUUUCUGACCAUGCUGUGUAGCUCCAUCAUGAGAAGGGUUGGCUGGGUUAAUCCUACUGAGUGCCACUUCACCAGUCAUGACCACCGACUAGAAGAACACAGAUGUGCCCUAUGUUUUGACCUGCAAGAAGCAUGGAUGGAAGGAUUGAAUAGACCUAUUAUCCCCUGAGAAUUACCCAGCCUUUUUGAAAAUGACAGUGUAUCUAUCGUGGGAGCACAUGAACCUUCCUGUGAAUCAAAUUUUUUACCCUCUGAGCCAAGGGGUUAUUUUUCUGCUCACCGCAACAGGUGAUGUACCCACAAUCCCCAGAGAUGAUGUGCAUGCAAAUAAUGGCAUGUGUCCGAAACACACUGCAUUCCUCAUCUCAAGAUAAAAAGCCAAUGAUGAUAGAAGGGAUGCAUAAUGGUGAUGUGUCAUUUUUCCAGUGUUAAAAUAGUCUCCUAUCAAAUCUCAUGUAGAGACAACGAAGUAAUUUGUGAGUUAUCUAAAAUGUGUAAAGACUGCAGCACCACUGCUCUUUAUUUUUGAGCAUCCUAUAACCAGCUGAACACAGUGAUACUGGCUCAUCAGUCAUGUGAAUUUUGGAUGUUACUAUUUGUUUGAAUGGCCAGUGGCCAAACAGUAUUUUUGGAAUUCAUCCCCUAGCAGUGCAGAAAUAACACACUUCAUAGAACAGGUGACACUUUACACAAUGCAUGCUUAAACUGCUUCAAGUACUUGUGAAAAUUGAUAUUGUAUAUACAUAUAUGUCUUUUUUUUUUUUUUUUCUGUGUUUAAAGAAUGUGCAAUUUUUCUCUAUAAGUAUUCUUUUAGUCAUCUUUUCAAGAACAGUCUGCUCUAAUUUCUUGGUCAAGUACUCAAAAAAACAAAACCAAAAAAACAGUAAUUAUGCUUACAGAUAAAAGUCUGUUAUUUCCAGUGAUAAGCAUCUGUGUUGUGUGGUGUUUGCAUUUAUUUCUAAAAGAGUCAUUUUGAUGUUUUGCACGGUCCAGCAGUAAUUAUUUGCUCUGAGUGUUUGCUUGUUGGGUCAGGAAGCCUGGUGCACUGGCUGUCGUGACUAUUAUUAGUCAAAUUACUAGUCAUAAAACAGAACAAGGGCACAAUAAAGCAUCUUUGUUUAAGUGUGGUACAAGCCAAGCACAAACAGGUGAACAGCAGGGCAUAGAACUAAUUAUGAUGUAUACCUCUCAGGUGCUUGCUUUGAGCUCUUGUGUAACUUAUUAAAAAUGUGUACUUGCUGCUACUUAUGACAUUUAUUCAUAAAUGCAUUGAAUGUGAUUUUCAUACAUGCUGACCUUUAAACCAUGUUUACACAGAAAAAAAAGGAAAAAGAGAACUACUUUUGUCUAUUAAGGUGCAAUCCAUAUAUAA